AUGUCCCAACUUAUACCUGUAGAGCUGUGUUAUGAAAACACCAAUGGGUCCUGCAUUAAAACCUCCUACUCCCCUGGACCCCGAGUCAUCCUCUACCUGACUUUUGGCUCAGGGGCUCUUCUGGCUGUCUUGGGAAAUCUUCUAGUCAUGAUUGCAAUCCUUCACUUCAAGCAGCUGCACUCUCCAGCCAAUUUUCUCACAGCCUCCUUGGCUUGUGCUGACUUUUUGAUGGGAGUCAUUGUGAUGCCCUUCAGCAUGGUGAGGUCGAUAGAGAGUUGCUGGUACUUUGGGGAAAAUUACUGUAAACUUCACUCUUGUUUUGAUGUAUCUUUUUGUUUUUCUUCCAUUUUUCACUUGUGCUUCAUCUCCAUAGAUAGAUACAUUGCUGUCACUGACCCACUGGGCUAUCCAACUAAAUUCACUCGGAUGGUUUCAGGAAUAUGCAUCCUGUCCUCCUGGUUUUUUGCUGUUACAUUUAGUUUUUCAGUUCUUUACAUGGGUGUCAGUGCUGAUGGGCUGGAAGAAUUAGUAAGUGCCCUCACCUGUGUGGGAGGUUGUCAGGUUGCUGUGAAUCAAAACUGGGUACUGAUAAAUUUUCUUUUGUUCUUCAUUCCCACUCUGGUUAUGAUCAUUCUUUACUGUAAGAUUUUUCUAGUAGCUAAACAGCAGGCUAGAAAGAUCGAAAGUAUGAACAACAAAACUCAGUCUUCUUCAGAGAGUUACAAAGCCAGAGUGUCCAAGAGGGAGAGAAAAGCAGCCAAAACCCUGGGCAUUGCAGUGAUUGCAUUUCUGAUUUCAUGGUUGCCAUACUUUAUUGACUCAAUAAUUGAUGCAUUUGUAGGGUUCAUCACCCCAACAUAUAUUUAUGAAAUUUUAACUUGGUUUGCCUAUUAUAAUUCAGCUAUGAACCCUCUGAUUUAUGCUUUCUUUUAUCCUUGGUUUCGAAGAGCAAUUAAAUUAAUUGUUUCUGGGAAAGUCUUCAGAGGUCACUCUUCAACAAUAGAUUUAUUUUCUGAAAAAAUUAAGAUUUUAGAUUGA
This is a messenger RNA of Sarcophilus harrisii (Tasmanian devil), 1038 nucleotides long. Its product is annotated as trace amine-associated receptor 9-like. Gene Ontology annotation, molecular function: trace-amine receptor activity. Gene Ontology annotation, biological process: G protein-coupled receptor signaling pathway. NCBI's taxonomy places the organism in Eukaryota, Metazoa, Chordata, Mammalia, Dasyuromorphia, Dasyuridae. The record is from RefSeq and is a predicted model, not a curated record. Gene Ontology annotation, cellular component: membrane.